Molecule: messenger RNA, 734 nt
Organism: Frieseomelitta varia
Lineage: Eukaryota; Metazoa; Arthropoda; Insecta; Hymenoptera; Apidae
Exons: 3
Coding region: 100-510 (136 amino acids)
Source: RefSeq, a predicted model, not a curated record
AUAUACCUAAUGCUUCACGCAGUAUUAUUUUGUAGCAUAGUAGAGUUAGGUUAUAUUCUAAUGGUCGAAAUUUAAAAAUAUCAACAAAAAAAUACCAAGAUGUCGAGGAAAAAGCAUAACGUGUCAUAUAUUAAGCCGAAUGAGCCAAAAUUCUUACGUGAAUUAAAGGAACAAAUCGGAUAUAAGGAAGGACCUACGAUCGACACAAAGAGAGAAGUGUUACCACAAGCUUCAGAUAAUGAAGAAGAAUGUGAAGAAGAGAAGCCUGUUGUAGUUGUAUUAAAUUCUGAACAUUUGAGUGCAGAACAAGCAGAGGCAUAUAAGAAAAAAAAAGAAGAAGAGGAAGCUAAUACUCCAGCAGAUUUAUCUAAAAGAAUUAUAUUUAAAAAAAAUAAAAUAACAGAGACAGAAUCAGAUACAGCAAAUAAGCCAAUGAAAAAGAAGAUAAAGAAAGCAAAACAAGAAAAAGUUGUAUUAUCUUUUAGUGAUAAUGAUGAAGAUUAUUUAUAACAUUAUUUAUAUUAAAUACUUUUGUAACUAAAAUACAAAAGAUAUGAUUUUGUACAAAAUAAGAUAUGAUUGUACAAAAAUAUAAAUUUAAAAAUAUUUACUAUAAUAAUAAUACACAUUACAAAUAUGUACAAGAUAUAUAGCACAUAAUAAUUGGUGUAACAAUAUAUAAAUAUGUCGAUGGAAGAAUUUUGUAUAUUUAAAGUGUUAAAAAUAUUGAAAAU